UUGUUGUUCUUGUUUGAUCCCAAUGGGGCAAAAUGACGUUUUGUAAAAUUAUAAAUUGUACGACGUCUGUAACCUGUAUUUAGUGUAGUGUCAUUCUAAAAAAGUGGAUAAAAAACGCAAUAAAUCUAUUGAAACGAAAAAGUGGACGAUGUGUGACAUGGUCAUGCUCAAUUUCUUUACUGUAGCAAUAAAUCGUACUUGUAGACAAAUCUAAAUAGAAGCGAUCAGAAUGGAUGAACGGAGGGUUGCCGAUUAUUUUGUGGUGGCUGGUUUGCCUGAGAAACCUGAACUUCUGGAUGACUCUGACUCUGGACACCUCAAAGGGUACAGCACUAAACCACCAAUCACUGAUAUAGGCGUAAUAUUCCCCGGUCUUGGCGAGACGGUGCCCAAUGGCUACGAACUUAUGGAACUGACGCCAACAGGGCUACCGGCUGACCUGAACCAUGGGUCCAUGAGAUCCCCAGAAUGCUUCCUUUGCAUACGGAGGGGACGGGAUCGGCCGCCACUUGUGGAUAUUGGCGUCAUGUACGACGGCAAAGAACGCCUAAUGGCGGACGCCGAAAUGGUUCUGGUGUCAGUUGGCGGUCGCCUGGCCAACGUGAACAAUUCGACCGCCAAAACCUUCAUAACCUACCGUCGGGCGCACCCUACAGCGCCGUGUAAUGCACUCGUGGUUGUCGAUGUGUGCGUCAUCGUGGCAAGUAAAGGGGAGUGUCCACCGCACGCGUUUUGCAUGAUCGCCAAGAAUCUGAAUAAAGGUUUAAUGGGCAGCGAUGUUUUUCUGUGUUAUAAGAAGUCGAUGAACCGUCCUCCUCUAAUAUCUUACAAGCCAGAAGUUUUAUUUAGGUAUCCAACAAUAGACCGCCGCAGUCUAGCUUUCCCCACCUCGGUGCCGCUGUUCUGCCUCCCCAUGGGAGCGACCCUGGAGCUGUGGCCCAACAACGCUGCCACGCCUAAGCCUGUGUUCUCAACCUUCGUACUGACGGUUGCUGAUGCUACAGACAAGGUGUACGGUUCAGCAGUGACAUUCUACGAGAGCUACCCUCACACGCAGCUUACCGAAUCACAAAUGGAGAUGCUGGGAUGGCGCGCUAAUGUGUCUCAUAGUACACACUCGACGCAUAUCAACAAAUGCGUCUGUUUGCUGUCGCGAUGGCCCUUCAGUGAUACUUUCGAGCGGUGGCUGCUGUACAUACUCGAAAUGUCAUGGAGUAAACAACCGCUAACGAUACCAAUCGAGCGGUACAUCACACAUUUAUUAGAAGAGGUGCCAUUCCCUGAGCCUAGGAUUCUAUUACAGCUAUCGCCAACAAACGCCCACGACCGAGUCAUAGUGACGCGAAGGGACGACCAACCGCUAGUGAGGAGCGGCGCGGGCUUCAGGCAACUGCUUCUCAACUUGGGGCCGGACAACUGCCUGCUGCUACUGGCGUUGGCCAUCACGGAGCAGAAGAUAUUGAUACACUCGCUGCGGCCAGACACAUUAACAGCUGUAUCGGAAGCGGUGUCAAGUUUAUUAUUUCCCUUCAAAUGGCAGUGUCCUUACAUACCAUUAUGUCCAUUAGGUCUGGCAGAAGUGUUGCACGCACCUUUGCCAUACUUAAUAGGCGUCGACUCAAGGUUUUUCGACCUUUACGAACCCCCGCCAGAUGUGACGUGUGUCGAUUUAGACACAAAUAACAUCACAAUUUGCGAAUCACAACGGCAUAUAUCGAUAAAAUUAUUACCGAAACGGCAAGCGAGAUUUCUAAGACAAACAUUAGAAGUUUUAUAUGGCAGCAUACGACCGGCAUCACCUAUACACCAUUCUAGUGAUAGUAAAUUCAAUGGAGAACCCACAACAAGUUUAGAUAGAGAUUUCCAAAGAAGGAAAAAAGAGCAAGCAUUAGAGUUGAAAAUCCAAGAAGCGUUUCUUCGGUUCAUGGCGGUGACGCUACAAGGGUACCGCAGCUACCUCAUCCCCAUCACGAAGGCACCGACUGUGGGAACUACGGACCCCCACGCGCUGUUUCAUAUGGACGCGUUCCUUAGAUCGAGGGAUAAGACGCACCAACGUUUCUUCGCGCUAAUGAUGCGAACGCAAAUGUUCACGCGUUUCAUCGAAGAGCGUUCGUUCGUUUGCGACGUCGAUCAAGGUCUAACGUUCUUCGACGAGUGCAUCGAGCGAGUGGCGGCGGGAGACGAGCCGUUACUAGGAAUGGACAAUACGAAUACGUCUGAACGGACCGUGUUUGUGUUGCCGCCUGAUCCGCCUGACCCUGACGAAGUAUACACGUACGAGAAAUUCGAAUUGGACAACGCUCUCGUGGCCAAAUGUCGGAGUCGAACCAGAAGCGGUGCGGUGCAAAGCUUACCAGCGGCCGCGCUCGCCUCGGCCGAGUCUUUAGCGGACGCUUCACCUAUGGCGAGGCGGACGAAACACGAAAUCGCUGCUGCACAGAGGUUGGCCCGCAAAGCAAGUUUAUCACCAGAGGCGUGGGCUAAGUGUCUCCUAGGCGCUUGCUACUCGCUUUACUUCCUAGCGUUACCGUGUCGUCUACAACUGAGUCGCGGGAAGGAGCACGCGACUUUGCGGGCUGCGUUUGAACUACUGGAGCGGGCUACGAAACUGAGGGUGCCUUGUGACGAGGUCUGCUACCGCGUGAUGAUGCAGCUGUGCGGUAUUCAUUCACUACCAGUGUUGGCUGUACAACUCCUGUUUCUAAUGAAGCGCGCUGGAUUACAACCUAACGCGCUCACCUAUGGAUACUACAACCGCUGUGUAUUGGAGGCUACGUGGCCUAAGGAUAUGCCCAGCGGUUCCCAGCUACUCUGGAACAAGCUUCGUAUAGCAGUGAUGGGCGCGGCGUUGUUCCGCAAAGCGGGCGCGCAACGAGCCAGCCGCGCCGCCAGUGCCGGACUUAGCACGACCUCUGCUGGCAGCAGUGGCACGUUACCUCGCGUGCGUUCGGCAGCGGCCGUGGGCGAAGGCGGCGAGUUGUCCGCUCUGGCGGGACUGGCAGCGUGCGAACCCGCUCUCAGUCGGACUAGCUUGGACUCGGGCAGGGAACAGGAGGCGCGUUCCACCGCGUUCGAAGCGCUGAUCCGUCGCGGGAACAUCGUGCGCGCCACGCCGGCACGCCCGCACGUGCCAGCUAUGUCCACCGCGGCAGGGAUACUCAUCACAGGAAUGCCCUCAAACCCCGACUUGACUGAAACAGCAAGACCCCGAAGUAACUCUUUAGGCAACGAAGACACUAGCAGUACACCGUUAACUAUUUCUGAAAAGAGACAGACCAUACACGUUAGUCCGGACAGUCCGUCAGAUUUGAGAAUUCUAACAAGGUCAGAGAGUUUCGCUGGCGAUGCACAGAUUAUACAGAAUCUACAGAGGCUAUCAUUCGGUGGAGUGUCAAAUCCAAAAUCGCGGUGCACGCGAGCCCUCAGUUUCCCCGAAGAGCCCGACAAAGAGGCAGCUGCGACGGAGUCAUUAGAGGCGAAGACAUCACCAUUGAAACUAUCGCCUAGAACUCCAGUGCUAUCAGACGACCCACUAGGCGCGCUCGCCGAGCCAGCCCUUGAGCCCAUCCCCCCACCCCCCUCAGAAGAACCUCAAGCCCCUCGCCACGAGUUCAGUGUCAGCCCCAAGCUGUUCCAUCGCAGAAGCAACUCGUUCCAGGACGACCCGCCUGAGGACCACCAAGGGAAACUGCACAGAAGUGAGACGGCGCCAGGCGGGACGGUGUCUUCUAGUCUUGCAAGCUUGGGGAACACUUUGAAGAUUAGUUUCGGACGCUAUUCGCCUGCCCGCCUCUCGUUGCGCAAGGAUAACAUGAAAAUCGGCAAGGCUAUCGAGACGUACUUCAGCCCAACAAGUAUAGCUGGUAAGAAGUCAAACGAGCUUCUCCAAAGCGGCCUCAGCAGUCUCAAAUCCGCCGCUACGAGUAUGGCCAAAAAGUUUGAUGAGAUGAAAGAAGUCAUUUCGGCCAACUCGACGCCAGUAAAAGGCGCUAUUGGCAACGCUACUAGCGCCCUGAGCAGUCUAAUAGCGGAGGAAGACUCGACUGACGGCUCUUCGGAGAUCAAUCCUGAUGAGUGGGUCGGAGGUAUCGGGUUCAGACGCGCGUCCAGCGACGCCGAGCUAGCGUGCUCUAUGGAGAGAGGCUCGCUCGCUACGCUACUCUCGCAUCUGCCCGACAACCUCUAUCCACCUAAUAACGAUGACCCGAAAUCCUCUCCGCCACCAGUCAUCGUUCACAUGUCGUCGUGCUCGCAAUGCCACCAGUGCCUGGCGCUGUUAUACGACGAAGACAUUAUGGCGGGCUGGGCGGCAGACGACUCCAAUCUUAAUACGCGUUGUACUGCGUGCGGGCGUCAUACGGUGCCGCUGCUGUCUGUACAGAUCGUCCGAACAAAUCAAACACAAGCAGAAAUACUUAGCGUGCCUUAUCUAAACCCCUUGGUGUUGCGGAAAGAGUUCGAAUCAAUAUUAAGUAGAGAAGGAGAUACGUGUCUAGCGGAGCCAGAAUUCGUAGAAUCGCAUCCGAUCGUAUAUUGGAAUCUGGUGUGGUUCUUAGAUCGUGCCAACAUCGAAAACCAUCUGCCUGAUCUCCUGUGCCCAGAUUUCCAGGCCAAAUAUUUGAGCUUGGACGCUCUUACGGAGACUGAUAAAGUUGGUUGUGCAGUGCGUUGUAGCUGGGACGUAGCCCGUCUGCAUGGUGAGGCGGGAGCGGCGCUGCACCGCGCGUGGCGAGCGCGCCGCGCUGACCAUCAGCGCUCGCGAGCGCUGCAAGCGCUACUGCUGACUGAGCGAGACACCUCCGCUGCCAACUCUGUGAUAUUAGCAUUACUGGACGGUCUGCUGAGCAACGACUUAACGGAGGCGCUACAGAAGCUAGCGACGUGGCGGGAGAACACAUCGGGCAACAAACGCUUCCAUUCUUAUUACAGAGACAUCCUAUUCCUCGCGAUGGCAGCUCUCGGCGAGAACAACAUCGACCUCAUAGCUCUCCAGAAGGAAUACACCCGAGCCCUUGAACAGUUGGGAGGCGAGGCACGUCCUCACGACCUCCCACCUUCCCCUACGGCCGUCUGCUGUCGUCACUACUUCAAGCGGUUGAGGCUAGACUUUGAGGACUAAACAUCACCUGCGGAGCAACUUUGACACUUACUGACUAGUCUUAAGAUUGAAAAUAAUACCUACGGCCGUCUGUUGUCGUCACUACUUCAAGCGGUUGAGGCUUGACUUCGAGGACUAAGCAUCACCUGCGGAGCAAUUUUGACACUUAUCUACUAGUCUUAAGGUUGAAAAUAAUACAGAACAGUUGGGAAGCGACCUCCCAUCCUCUCCCACGGCCGUGUGUUGUCGUCACUACUUCAAGCGGCUGAGGCUAGACUUUGAGGACUAAACAUCACCUGCGGAGCAACUUUGACACUUACUGACUAGGCUUAAGGUUGAAAAUAAUACAUACGGCCGUCUGCUGUCGCCACUACUUCAAGCGGUUGAGGCUAGACUUCGAAGACUAAAUUACACCUGUGGUAGCAACUUUGACACUUACUGACUAGUCUUAAGGUUGAAAAUAAUACAUAACAGUUGGGAAGCGACUUAGCCCGUAUAUGGCCGUCUACUGUCGUCACUACUUCAAGCGGUUGAGGCUAGACUUCGAGGACUAAGCAUCACCUGCGGAGCAACUUUGACACUUACUGACUAGUCUUAAGGUUGAAAAACAGUUGGAAGGCGAGCCGCGUCCUUACGACCUCCCUCCUUCCCCUACGGCCGUCUGUUGUCGUCACUACUUCAAGCGGCUGAGGCUAGACUUCGAAGACUAAAUUACACCUGUGGUAGCAAUUUUGACACUUAUUGACUAGUCUUAAGGUUGAAAAUAAUACAGAACAGUUGGGAAGCGACCUCCCACCCUCUCAUACGGCCGUCUGCUGUCGUCACUACUUCAAGCGGCUGAGGCUAGACUUCGAGGACUAAGCAUCACCUGCGGAGCAACUUUGACACUUACUGACUAGUCUUAAGGUUGAAAAUAAUACAGAACAGUUGGGAAGCGACUUCCCACCCUCAUACGGCCGUCUGCUGUCGCCACUACUUCAAGCGGUUGAGGCUAGACUUCGAGGACUAAGCAUCACCUGCGGAGCAACUUUGACAUUUAUUGACUAGUCUUAAGGUUGAAAAUAAUACGCCCGAGCCCUCGAACAGUUGGGAACCGACCUCCCGCCCUCCUACGGCCGUCUGCUAUCGCCACUACUUCAAGCGGUUGACGCUAGACUUUGAGGAUUAAAUCACCAGAGGAGCAACUUUGACACUUAUUGACUAGUCUUAAGGUUGAAAAUAAUACGCCCAAACCCUCGAACAGUUGGGAAGCGACCUCCCACCCUCCUACGGCCGUCUGUUGUCACUACUUCAAGCGGUUGAGGCUAAACUUUGAGGAUUAAAUUACCUGCGGAGCAACUUUGACACUUACUGACUAGUCUUAAGGUUGAGAAAGCAAUUUCAUCCUCUGGCUUUUAUGACAAUAUCCGCGCUCUAUAACAGCUGGAAGAAAGGACUAGACUAAGCAUCACCUGCGGUAGCGACUUUGAAACUUACUGACUAGUCUUAAGGUUGAGAAAGCAAUUUCAUCCUCUGGCUCAUAAAACUUAACUCCUACGCUUUAGAACAAGACAACGAUGUAAGAACUUCGUCGGCCACAAAUUGUAAUUCAUAUUUUCUUUAUAGCACACCUUGGCUGUUAAAUCAUGACACAGAAACUCGAUCAAUACACAUCUCUGCGUUAAUUUCACCAGGUUGAUAAUGUGGCGAUCUAAACACUGAGAUGUAUUUGUUAAUUUCGCUGCCAAGAUUUCGUGGUAGAAGUGUGUUACCGCCAUCAAUAGUGAGACCUUUGGGCACUAUUACACGUCUAUUCUUCGGUACCAAACCCAAUAUUUGUUAUUUCGAGCAGCGUAUAGUCAUUCUCUAUUUACGGAAUGAUGUAAUGUCAAUGGCAACUAACACUUGGUUUGAUUGUAAUUACAUAGUUAUUCUCUGCUAGGGAAAGGUUCUUAGGACGUCUCAUUUCACUU
Messenger RNA from Ostrinia nubilalis (European corn borer), 7053 nucleotides. It is a transcript of the gene Crag, whose product is annotated as DENN domain-containing protein Crag. Lineage: Eukaryota; Metazoa; Arthropoda; Insecta; Lepidoptera; Crambidae. The record is from RefSeq and is a predicted model, not a curated record. Bases 230 to 5122 code for a protein of 1630 amino acids. Gene Ontology annotation, cellular component: cytoplasmic vesicle. Gene Ontology annotation, biological process: regulation of Rab protein signal transduction. The transcript is spliced from 37 exons. Gene Ontology annotation, molecular function: protein binding.